UUUCAUAUUCUCAUCAUCAUCUAGAAUAUUAAACUUUCUAUCUCACACACUCGUACACACACAUUUCAAAUCCAUGGCACCUCAUCAACAAUAUUAUUCCUUACAACUCUUCAUUCUAUUCACUUUUUUCCUUCAUUUUCCCAUCUUCACAAAUUCGCAGUCAUUUAUCGGCGUAAACUACGGGCAAGUGGCAGACAACUUGCCGGCGCCGGAGGCAACGGCUAAACUGCUGCAAUCAACAUCCAUAGGAAAAGUGAGGAUGUAUGGAGCUGAUCCAGCAAUAAUUCGUGCGUUAGCGAAUACGGGUAUCGGGAUAGUGAUCGGGGCAGCAAAUGGGGAUAUACCCGCAUUGGCUUCUGAUCCGAAUUAUGCAACUCAGUGGGUUAACUCGAACGUGUUGGCUUAUCCGGAUAGUAAUAUCAUUGUUAUUACAGUUGGUAAUGAAGUUAUGACUGCCGUUGACCAAAGUCUUGUGUCUCUUUGUCUUCCUGCCAUGCAAAAUGUCCAAAAUGCCCUCAAUGCCGCAUCAUUGGGUGGGAAGAUUAAGGUUUCAACGGUCCACUCGAUGGCAGUACUGGCAGCCUCGGACCCACCUUCUUCGGCAACGUUUAAUUCUGGGUUCAGUGAUACAAUGCGAUCACUCUUGAAGUUCCAUAGUGCAAAUGGGUCACCUUUCAUGAUCAACCCUUACCCGUUCUUUGCUUACCAAAGUGAUACACGACCUGAAACACUGGCAUUUUGUCUCUUCCAACCCAACGCAGGCCGAGUUGACUCAGGCAAUGGUAUCAAGUACAUGAACAUGUUUGAUGCACAGUUGGAUGCUGUGAGGUCGGCUCUAAAUGCAAUGGGAUUCAAGGACAUUGAAAUCGUGGUUGCUGAAACAGGAUGGGCUUACAAGGGUGACGUGAAUGAGGCUGGACCAAGUGUGGAUAAUGCUAAAGCGUACAAUGGUAAUUUGAUCAAUCACCUAAGGUCAAAGGUUGGAACGCCAUUGAUGCCAGGAAAGUCUGUUGAUACAUACAUCUUUGCACUCUAUGAUGAGAACUUGAAGCCUGGGCCCGGCUCUGAGAGAUCAUUUGGGCUUUUUAAGCCUGACCUCUCCAUGACUUAUGACGUGGGUCUGUCGAAGAAUAGUCAGACUCCGACAUCGCCUACAACACCUACAACUCCGACAAUACCUUCGCCAAGUCAAACAACAGGAUGGUGUGUACCCAAACCAGGAGUCUCAGAUGCACAACUGCAAUCAAAUCUAGACUACGUGUGUAGUCAAGGUCUUGAUUGUGGUCCAAUUCAACCCGGUGGUGCCUGUUUUGAGCCUAAUACAGUAGCAGCCCAUGCUGCUUAUGCUAUGAACCUCCUUUAUCAAACUGCUGGCAGGAACCCAUGGAAUUGUGACUUCCUUCAAACAGCUACACUUACAUCCAACAAUCCUAGUUACAACAAUUGUAUAUACCCUGGUGGUAGAUAAACUUCUAUGUUGUUCAUUAUGAAAAGAUUAUUUAAAUCCAUGAAAUUCAAGGUAUCAAAAAAAUGAAGAGUGGAGACAAAUAACAGCAAGUUAAAAUGCUUGAUGGCCCAUCUUUCUAUAGACAGGGUAACUAAAUUAUGUUAAUAACUAUCUCCAAUAAAUAUUCAAUUAACUUAUUAUAUUUUUUUUAUAUUCAUUUUUGCAUCUUAAAUAUCAAAGAUGGGGUUACGCUUAGAA
Messenger RNA from Erigeron canadensis, 1705 nucleotides. Its product is annotated as glucan endo-1,3-beta-D-glucosidase. Gene Ontology annotation, cellular component: plasma membrane. The record is from RefSeq and is a predicted model, not a curated record. The coding region runs from base 74 to 1468 and encodes 464 amino acids. The transcript is spliced from 6 exons. Gene Ontology annotation, molecular function: hydrolase activity, hydrolyzing O-glycosyl compounds. Gene Ontology annotation, biological process: carbohydrate metabolic process. NCBI's taxonomy places the organism in Eukaryota, Viridiplantae, Streptophyta, Magnoliopsida, Asterales, Asteraceae.